Messenger RNA from Pteropus alecto (black flying fox), 6514 nucleotides. RefSeq names its product midline 1 (gene MID1). The record is from RefSeq and is a predicted model, not a curated record. Gene Ontology annotation, molecular function: protein binding; zinc ion binding. The coding region runs from base 905 to 2908 and encodes 667 amino acids. Lineage: Eukaryota; Metazoa; Chordata; Mammalia; Chiroptera; Pteropodidae. The transcript is spliced from 15 exons.
CCUUUCUCGCUAAGGCAGAGCCGCUGGCUGAGUUUAGCCUGGGACAGAGACUUCCCUAGAGCAAAGCUCACUACUAUAAAUGUUUUAAACGCAGAGGGGUUGCUUUGGAGGACUUAGUUUUAAAAUUUCGAUUUGUUAAGUUGUAUCUCGUCAGUUUUAACUCUAGUAAUGACUCAAGAAUAAUAAGUAGGUGUCCAGAACUGUGGCGGACUCUGGAGAUCCCAGAAUGAACAAACCAAGGUGCCGGAUCCCAAGGCCUUCUUAACUGGGUGUGUGAACUUGAAGGGGCAGAACACAGGAGACCGUCAUCUGAAAUCACCAUCUUACUUUAUAAAGAGGAAAAAGUACUGAUGCGCUGAGCAGUGAGCCGCCUGAGGUGCUGCACAGGUGUGCCUUGAGGUUCACCUGCGAGGGUUUCCUCACCCAAAUACAUAUCUCCGCAGGAGGUGUAUCCAUCUCACUGGCCCAAGUGAACGAGCCAUUGAUGUUAAAGCCGUUAUCACCAAAAGAUGAGCCAGGAGAUAUCUGUUGACAGUGUGGGCUCAGCGUUUUUGUCAUCUGGGCUACCUAUUCGCAUCUGAAGAAACUGCUCCUUGGAGAAAUCUUGAGGAUUUCUAAGGAAACCUGUUCAGCUGACCUGAGUUUGGCGGAUUUUUGCGCUGACUGGGAGGCGAGUAAGCACACAGCCUGGAGAAGGGGGAGUGAUUCGGAGCUGGACAGAGCAAGCUUCCUGAACGCCCCAGCCAUUCAGCUGAUCCGAGGCAGCCUGCUUGGAGGACCUACAGGUUUGCCUCUUCCAGAUCACAGCUGUGGAACACAGCCCCGUCCUGGGAAAAAUGGGGAAGCCGACACUUGAUCAGCUUCCUUGGAAUUUGCUGAUGACCCAAGAGAGCUUUGCCUGAAGAUGGAAACACUGGAGUCGGAGCUGACCUGCCCUAUCUGUCUGGAGCUCUUCGAGGACCCUCUCCUGCUACCCUGUGCACACAGCCUCUGCUUCAACUGCGCCCACCGUAUCCUGGUGUCACACUGUGCCACCAACGAGUCCGUGGAGUCUAUCACCGCCUUCCAGUGCCCCACCUGCAGACAUGUCAUCACUCUCAGCCAGCGAGGUCUAGACGGGCUCAAGCGCAACGUCACCCUGCAGAACAUCAUCGAUAGGUUCCAGAAGGCAUCCGUGAGCGGACCCAAUUCCCCCAGUGAGACCCGCCGAGAGCGGGCAUUCGACGCCAACGCCAUGACGUCCGCCGAGAAAGUCCUCUGUCAGUUCUGUGACCAGGAUCCUGCCCAGGACGCUGUGAAGACCUGUGUCACUUGCGAAGUGUCCUACUGUGACGAGUGCCUGAAAGCCACUCACCCAAACAAGAAGCCCUUUACAGGCCAUCGUCUGAUUGAGCCAAUUCCAGACUCACACAUCCGGGGGCUGAUGUGCCUGGAACACGAGGAUGAGAAGGUGAAUAUGUACUGUGUGACCGAUGACCAGUUAAUCUGUGCCUUGUGUAAACUGGUUGGGCGGCACCGAGAUCAUCAGGUGGCAGCUUUGAGUGAGCGCUAUGACAAAUUGAAGCAAAACUUAGAGAGCAACCUCACCAACCUUAUUAAGAGGAACACAGAACUGGAGACCCUUUUGGCUAAACUCAUUCAAACCUGUCAACAUGUUGAGGUCAAUGCAUCACGUCAAGAAGCCAAAUUGAUGGAGGAGUGUGAUCUCCUCAUUGAGAUCAUUCAGCAAAGACGACAAAUUAUUGGAACCAAGAUCAAAGAAGGGAAGGUGAUGAGGCUUCGCAAGCUGGCUCAGCAGAUUGCCAACUGCAAACAGUGCAUUGAGCGGUCGGCAUCACUCAUCUCCCAAGCGGAACACUCUCUGAAGGAGAAUGAUCAUGCACGGUUCCUGCAGACUGCUAAGAAUAUCACCGAGAGAGUCUCCAUGGCAACUGCUUCAUCCCAGGUCCUAAUUCCUGAAAUCAACCUCAAUGACACAUUUGACACCUUUGCCUUAGAUUUUUCCCGAGAGAAGAAAUUGCUAGAAUGUCUGGAUUACCUUACAGCUCCCAACCCUCCCACAAUUAGAGAAGAGCUCUGCACAGCUUCCUAUGACACCAUCACUGUUCAUUGGACCUCCGAUGACGAAUUCAGUGUGGUGUCCUAUGAGCUCCAGUAUACCAUAUUCACCGGACAAGCCAAUGUUGUUAGUCUGUGUAACUCGGCCGAUAGCUGGAUGAUCGUGCCCAACAUCAAACAGAACCACUACACCGUGCACGGUCUGCAGAGCGGCACCAAGUACAUCUUCGUCGUCAAGGCCAUCAACCAGGCAGGCAGCCGCAGCAGUGAGCCCGGGAAGUUGAAGACAAACAGCCAACCAUUUAAACUGGACCCCAAAUCUGCACAUCGAAAGCUGAAGGUGUCCCACGAUAACUUGACAGUAGAACGUGACGAGUCAUCGUCCAAAAAGAGUCACACACCUGAACGCUUCACCAGCCAAGGGAGCUACGGCGUAGCUGGAAACGUGUUCAUUGAUAGUGGCCGGCAUUACUGGGAAGUGGUCAUAAGUGGAAGCACAUGGUAUGCCAUUGGCCUUGCAUACAAAUCGGCCCCGAAGCACGAGUGGAUUGGGAAGAACUCUGCUUCCUGGGCGCUGUGCCGCUGUCACAAUAACUGGGUGGUGAGACACAACAGCAAGGAAAUCCCCAUCGAGCCAGCCCCCCACCUUCGGCGCGUCGGCAUCCUGCUGGACUAUGAUAACGGCUCCGUCGCUUUCUACGAUGCUUUGAACUCCAUCCACCUCUACACCUUCGACAUCACAUUCUCGCAGCCUGUGUGCCCCACCUUCACCGUGUGGAACAAAUGUUUGACCAUUAUAACUGGUCUGCCCAUCCCAGACCACCUGGACUGCACAGAGCAGCUGCCGUGAACACCUAACCGCAUGGAACUGCUUUCCGGGGAAUAGAAAGGGUCGUGGCCAUCAUUUAAGGGACAGAGAAAGCACGAGCUUCCAGAGCGUGAUUAAAUCUCUCCAAAAGGUGUCCAGAAAUCAGCUAAGAUAGGACUCAAAACAGGUGAUUCCCCGCUCUCCCUCUCACUGUGUUUUGUAUCAAGUACAGGCUUUAAUAAUUUCUUCAAAUCGUUUUGUAUUUGCAGGAAAAUUUAUAGAUUAUUUAUAAAAGAAACAUAACCGGGAUUACAACUCUUAGGAAUUCUUUGGUUUUGCACAAAAAGAGGCCCAUACAUUUAUCAGCUUCUUACAAACGUUAUUUCAUCACAGUCUAUAACAGCACAAACAAAAUAUGCAACUACUUUAAAAAUAAAACAUAGGGACGUAAGUGGGCUUUCUUACUCUGGUUUAUUUUGAGGUGUUUUAACUGUGAUGUCCACAGGCUUUUAUUGGAUCAACUAAAAUGGAGAGCGAAAGAGAAAGUGGAAAGAAUUGAUUUUGGAGUUUGGAAUCUGCCUUAGCUAAAUCUUUAACUACCCUGCGAUGGCUGAUAGAAUACUGUUGGAAAGAAACGUUCUGAAACCUUUGGCCAUUUUUUUGCCCUGCUUUUCCCAGGAUUAAGGAUUCUGGGAGAGCAUUCUCUGGGAAAAAGGAGAUUACAAUUGAAAACAGUCACUUUGAAUCCUACUGAUUAUUCCAAAUUUCAAGCUGAUUUGUGUUUUAUCAGAAGUAGGAUUCUAUUUCAUGAUAUAAAUCCAUUUCAAGCUUCCUUUUAAUAGUUUCUUUAGGCCUGUGAAAUUUCUUUACUAUAUUUAAUAGCUGUUCUCUUCCCCCGCCCCCCACCACCACCCAAAUCAUUUUUCUUUUGUCACCUGGACUGAGGAAAUAAACAUUUUCUGUCACAAAUAGAAGCACCACUGUGGAUUGAUUUUGCUCUCCAGGACAUCAACCCAUGGCCCUGACCACCACUACCAUGUCCAAAUAUAAGUCACCCAAAAAACAAUAUUUAUAAGUUGGUAAUGACAAGGGAUGUUGCAUAAAGUACCAUUCACUAGUAUACGUGCCUCAAAAGUUGUUAUAAACAGACUUUUUAUUAAACAUCUUGAAAGAUGUAGAAAUCCCUCUGUAUAUUCUAGUAUAGUUUACCAUAGAGUUGUAAGACAAAAAAAAAAAAAAUCAAAUGCCCUAUCCCACGCUGGAACCUGUCAAAAGAUCCUGCUAAUAGAAUAUCAGAUGAGAUUCUUUGCUUGCUGAUCUGACACGUCAGAAUGGUCCAUGCAGUAGGCUUUCUCAAACAGUCCUUGGACCAAGAAUCUGGCAUUGGUUCUGCCUUGACAAAGGGCAUGACAGCUACAAAUCAUUUCAUUUGCUACAAUAUUUAUCUGGGCCACUGGGUCGGCUAUUUAGACUGAAAAGACUGGUAGAUUUAGGCAUUGUUUUUAGUGAUUUUGUUUUAACCAAAUCAACCGAUUGUUACCCCAAAAUCUGUCCAUAGACAUGUUUCAGCAUCACAUUAUGUGAUUUCAAGUCUGGACUUCAUGGGCAGCUUCCUCUUCGCUGGCAGAUGUUCACUUUUUUCGUAACAGAUAGAGUCUAUAUAUUUACUAUAUUAUUUAUACCCAGAUGAAUAUUUUGAUAGCUACUUAGGACAAUUUCACAUCUAAAAGACGGACACCUCAAUGAAAAAAAAAAAAACCUUCUCUGGACACUUAAUGUUUUUUCUUUUUUUUUCCAUAUAAAAACUGUGUGUUCGCUUUCCCUGAAUAAACUGAAAGGGUUGUCUUGGUAACUUUUACAUACUGUUUUUGGUAGCUGGUUAACGAAUAUUUUAAUGCAAUUUGUACAUUAACAGGUUUUAAAUAAAAGGGUCUAAAACUCAACUUCUGAGUUUUUUAAACCAUGGUCUCCAGGUACCAAUAAAUGCUAGUUUGCCUUAUAAUGUUCAUGUAAAGCAUUUAUCAGAAGGACAAUAUUUCCAUGAGUAUAAUGUUUUUCGAUAUAAAGCAGUUACUACUCAGAUUUUCACUGCAAGCUGUUUAGGUUAUGUUUUGAUUAUUUUUAUAAGGACAAGAGGGAUAAUGUUAUAAUUUUGUUAUGCAAGUCUCACUCUUUGCUAACUUAAAAAACAUUGUGAAUAGUAGCAGUCACUAUGUCCAUGUUGUCAUAUUUACAAGAAAUAUGUAUAUGGUGACAGACCAUAUUGUUUACUUUCAUUACUGUAAUGAUGUAGGGAAGAUUUCCAUGUGGAUUUUUGUUUUAAGUCUAAAAAAUAUAUCGCUAUAUACAUUUGCUACAGCACAAUUCUUUAAAUGGAUUGGGGUCAUAAUAUCUUGUUUUUGAAGUCCUUACUUCACAGGGGAGAAAGAGGUGCUGGUGCCAAUUAAAUUAAUACAACAAAAUUGAUGCAGUGCCAACCAAGGCUGACAGGUCCGACAUAUGGUUGUGUGAACAGCGCUGUCGCCAUCUUGAAAUUCUUAAUACUUUUUGAACAAAGGGCCUGCGUUUUCAUUUCGCAAAUUACGCAGCCGGUCCUCAUAACAAAACUCAGAAACGUGGUACCUGUCUUCCUGGUGGAUACAAAUGAAGAAACCCGGAUCCAAUGUCAAAAAUGGCUGGCCGUAUAAUUCAAGGAGGAAUCUAAAUGGAUGAAGAUGAUAAUCGGCCUGGGUGAAGAUUACAGCUUUAAAAGAAAAUGACUUCACAAACUGACUGCAAAUAUUGAUGGUUUCCGCUGGAGAAGAGGAAAAGGCCAGAUGACAAACAGGCAUUUUAUUAUGGUACUGAUAUUGACCGUAAACUUCCUGAGGAACUGAACCAGUGCCGUUCAGUGAACGUGGAAUCCCAUUUUGGCUCCAGGCACAUUUGCAUCGCCUGCAGAGACACGCAUAUGUGCUCACAUGUGCUUUUGCUGUUGGGAAGUUGAUCUAUCUGGUCGACCCUUAUAAGCUGUUAAAGAGAAUGCGAAAACAAUAAUGGGGGCAGGGGGAUGUUUUUAAAACAGUGCUUCUCAACAGGGGGGCAAUUUGGCAAUGUCUGGAGCCAUUUUUGGUUGUCUCAGCUUGGGAGAGGGUGCUAUUGGCAUCUCAUUGGUAGAGACCAGGGAUGCUGCUCAACAUUCUACAGUACACAGCACAGUCCUCCAUGACAAAGAAUUGUCCGACCCAAAAUAUCAGUAGUGCCGUAGAUAAGAGACAAACUCUUGUUCUUUGGUGGGGGGAGGGGGGGAGUUUAAAAGUCAAUGCCUGACAUAUCAAAAAGAAAAAAAAAGAAAACGGGACACCAAAACCUUCACUGCAGUGGCUUUUCGCUUUUAAAAAUAUUGACAAAAAUCGUUACAAAAUCCGAAAUCGGAAAAGCAAUCCAAACCAGUGUCAAUGGGAGUCCACUGAUAAGUGUCACGAAGAUCUGGUUGUGAUUUGCUGAGUUUGUAAAUGAAACGUCGGUUCUCUAUGCUGUUCCUUUCACCUGAACAAAUUCGAUCCCUGGUACUUGAGUCACGCUGCCAAGCCCUCCCUCAGCCCAGACUGUUCUCUCCAUUGCUGUUGCUUUCUGGUUCAAAAUAAAAAUCAUUUUUGUGGUUCUGAG